Molecule: messenger RNA, 2629 nt
Organism: Trichosurus vulpecula (common brushtail)
Lineage: Eukaryota; Metazoa; Chordata; Mammalia; Diprotodontia; Phalangeridae
Gene: MPEG1
Product: macrophage expressed 1
Exons: 1
Coding region: 86-2266 (726 amino acids)
Biological process (GO): defense response to bacterium
Source: RefSeq, a predicted model, not a curated record
UCAGCAGGGACUGGUCUGCUGGUUCAUUUCCCAAGCUCUUUUGCCACUGACUAGAGCACGGUGUGUAUCUUGGAUUGCUGGAAUCAUGAACUGCUUAGAGGGUGUCCUUCUCUUCUGGACUGUCCUUGUGUUGGGGAAAGGGAAAGAUGCUCUUUUGGAGAAGCCCCCUGAAGUUGGAUUUCAAGAAUGCAGGAAAGCCUUAAACCUCCCAGUUUUGGAAGUAUUACCUGGUGGGGGCUGGGAUAAUCUGAGGAAUGUGGACAUGGGAAGGGUGCUGCUCUUACAAUACAACAAUUGUCAGACCACAGAAGAUGGACAGUACAUCAUCCCUGAUGAGGUCUUGACAAUCCCUCGGAAGCAGAGCAACUUGGAGAUGAAUUCUGAAAUCAUCGAGUCCUGGAUGAAUUAUCAAAGUACCACCUCCUCCUCCAUCAAUACGGAGGUCUCCCUCUUCUCCAUGGCCAAUGGCAAGUUCUCCAUUGAGUUUCAGAAGAUGAAGACCCAUCAGGUGAAGGAACAAGCUGUGACCACCAGGGUCCAGGUGAGAAACCUGGUCUAUACAGCCAAAGUCAAUCCUAUUUCACUGCUAAGCAAAGAAUUCAAGAAAGAGCUAAUGGCUAUCUCUGACAGACUGGAGAAUAAUCAGACUCGAAUGGCUAACUUCAUGGCUGAACUCCUGGUCCUCAGCUAUGGAACUCAUGUCGUCACCAGUGUGGAUGCUGGAGCAAUCUUAGUACAGGAGGAUCAGAUCAGGGCUUCCUUCUUAGAUGACAGCCAGACUACCCGCAGCAGCAUUACAGCAUCUGCUGCGGUGGCAUUCCACAAUAUCAUCAAUUUCAAGAUAGAAGAUAAUCAUACCUCCCAGGAUGGCUUCCACAAGCACUAUCUUUCCAACAGAACCAACUCUAGGGUUGUAAGCAUUGGCGGGGUCUCUUUUUACCCAGGCAUCACCCUUGAGGUCUGGCAAAAGGGUAUCACCAACCACUUGGUAGCAAUAGACCGUUCUGGUUUGCCCCUGUAUUUCUUCAUCAACUCUGACACUUUGCCUGAUUUGCCAGCCCCCUUGGUGAAGAAACUAUCCAAAACCGUGGAAGCUGCAGUGAAGCGUUAUUACACCUUCAACACCUAUCCUGGUUGCACUAACAGAGAUUCCCCCAACUUCAAUUUCCAAGCCAAUACAGAUGAUGGAUCAUGUGAGGGGAAAAUGACCAAUUUCACCUUUGGGGGAGUUUAUCAGGAGUGUACCCAGAUCUCAGGGAUGGAGGCCAUGCUUCUCUGCCCAGAACUAGAGCAGAAGAAUCCCCUCACUGGAGGGUUCUCCUGCCCAGAAAGUUACUCCCCAGUCCUAUUACAUUCCCAUUUUAGAGAAGAAGGCUACAACCUCCUGGAAUGCCACCGAAAGUGCAGCCUGUGGGUUUUCUGUAAGAAAGAAUGUGAGGAUGUGUUCCGAGUGGCAAAGGCUGAAUUCAGAGCUUUCUGGUGUGUGGCAAAUGGCCAGGUCCCCGAGAAUUCAGGCUUCCUUUUUGGUGGUCUCUUUAGUGGCAGGACCAUCAAUCCUGUGACCAAUGCCCAGUCAUGCCCAGCUGGCUAUUUGCCACUGAGGCUCUUAGAUGGCCUCCAUGUUUGCACCAGCCAAGACUAUGAGCUGGGGUACAGGUUCUCUGUGCCCUUUGGUGGUUUCUUCAGCUGCGAUAUGGGGAAUCCUUUGGUGAACUUAUCUCAUCCCAGGAAUCAAGGUGGACCUUAUCUGAAAAAGUGCCCACCGGGUUUCAGCCAACACCUGGCUUUGAUCAGUGAUGGCUGCCAAGUAUCCUACUGUGUCAAAGCCGGUCUUUUUACUGGGGGCUCUCUGCCUCCUGCAAGGCUGCCUCCCUUCUCCCGGCCACCUCUUAUGAGUCAGGCUGCCACCAAUACUGUGAUGGUUAUCAGCAGUGAGAGUGAGAAGUCCUGGAUCAAGGAUUCCAGCACCAAUUUGUGGAAGUUGGCAGAUCCCUCUGAGGUCCGCAGGACCAUAACGCUCAUCCACGAAUCUGGCAGUGGUUUAUCGGGUGGGGCAACAGCUGGAAUCACAGCUGGUGUGACUGUUGUCUUGGCAGCCCUGAUCACCCUGGCCAUCUAUGGCAGUCGUAGGUAUAAGAAAAGGGAGUAUGAAGAAGUGGGAAAUGAGAGUAGAAGUUUGAUAGAGGCUACUGCUGAAUAUGGGGCAUCAAGGGAAGUGGGGGGCACAAGUGAGCUAAGCCAGGAGCAGUGUCCUUCACAGGUUUAAAUUUCUGCUUGGGAAUCAUUUCACCUGAUCCCUGUUCAGAGCUCUAAAUUUCUUCUUUAUCCUGACUUCUCCUCUCCCAUUCUAGUUUCUUUGCUGCUCUUGCUGUCUCAGGGAUUAAGAAAGCAAACAGCAAAUAUGCCUGGGGACCUUCUCUUCUCUACUUGGGGGUUGGGAAAAGGGAGGAAUUACUUGGUCCACUUAAUCUCUCUGGGCCUCCGUUUCCUCCUGGUUGAGAUGGAGAGGUGAGGGUUGGACUACAGUAUCAUCUAGGUUCUAAUUUCUAAGGUCUCCCCAAAUGCUAUGAGUAACAUUUUAUGGUUUGUCUUCUUUUAGCUCAAAUAAAGAACAAAGAUGGGAAAAGGA